AUGGGGAAUAUCAGAAGAAGUGUGCUGUUUGGCAUAUCACGCUUCCUUAAUUCAACAGCCGCCCCGGCUCGAGUACUCGGCGGCGCAUCGUCAAACGCCACCAUUCCGUAUCAAACUCUCUACAGGCCUUAUGUUAAUUCAUUCUCUCGUUUCUAUUCUUCUAAUGGCGGUGUCGAAUCCCUAGAUUUCGAUUUGUCCAACGAAGAAAGCAAGCGAAUAUUAACUAACAGAUUGUUGUAUAGAAGCAAACAAAGGGGUUUUCUGGAGCUGGACUUAGUUCUAGGAAGUUGGGUGGAGAAUCACAUUGGAUCUUUAGAUGAAAAGGGGAUCAAAUCGCUUAUUACUGUCCUCGACCUGGAAAAUCCAGAUUUGUGGAAAUGGCUCACUGGACAGGAGCAACCUCCUGAAGCAAUCGAGACGAAUCCUGUAUUCAAUGAGGUGCGUAGCAAGGUAAUGAACAACCUGGACAGCUAUGCAUCUAAACAGACAAGGGCUACACCUGGGCAGCCAUGGGUGAGAGGAUGGGAUGAUUUCAAGAAAGGUCGUGAUAGCCCUGAUGUUGGGAAUCAGUAGUUCUUCUUCUUCUAUAACUCAAUUGCUGCUGCUUAGUAAGUUUACUUAUGUUAAAAAAAUUAUGAAGAAUAAAGGUGUUAUGACAUAAUGAUGAUGAUGA
Molecule: messenger RNA, 673 nt
Organism: Lactuca virosa
Lineage: Eukaryota; Viridiplantae; Streptophyta; Magnoliopsida; Asterales; Asteraceae
Source: the annotation of a GenBank genome assembly